Cyprinodon tularosa is the source of this 5906-nucleotide messenger RNA. It is a transcript of the gene ubr2, whose product is annotated as ubiquitin protein ligase E3 component n-recognin 2. Bases 12 to 5282 code for a protein of 1756 amino acids. The transcript is spliced from 46 exons. Gene Ontology annotation, biological process: ubiquitin-dependent protein catabolic process via the N-end rule pathway. Gene Ontology annotation, molecular function: zinc ion binding; ubiquitin protein ligase activity. Gene Ontology annotation, cellular component: ubiquitin ligase complex; cytoplasm. NCBI's taxonomy places the organism in Eukaryota, Metazoa, Chordata, Actinopteri, Cyprinodontiformes, Cyprinodontidae. The record is from RefSeq and is a predicted model, not a curated record.
UCCGUUUCCGGAUGUUAUUCCAGCAGUUAGAAGGAGCAAAGAUGGCGGAGUCUGAGAGAGAGGCUCCGUCAGUUCUGUCUGCGGACUUCAUGAACUUCUCCCCUAAAGACUCGGCCUCGCGCUGGCUGGAGGCCCCCGACCUGCAGCAGGAGGUCUAUGGUCACCUGGCCCACUACGUCCCCCGGAUCCUCUGCCAGGGGCCCCACAGCGGCGGCGGCAGGGAGCAGCAGAGGGAGGAGCUGGCCACCCAGCUGCUGCUCCUGGCUCCUCUGGAGUGGUUCCUGCUGGGGGGGGAGCCGGCGUCCGGCCUGGCGAUGCUGCAACAGAACAACCGCUCCCCCCCGCUGUGCGGACGGGUCUUCAAGGUGGGGGAGCCCACCUACUCCUGCAGGGAGUGUGCCGCUGACCCCACCUGUGUUCUGUGUAUGCAGUGUUUCCUGGCCAGCGUUCACAAACAGCACCGGUACCGGAUGACCACGUCAGGAGGUGGAGGGUUCUGUGACUGUGGAGACACGGAGGCUUGGAAGACGGGUCCAUACUGUCAGAACCACACUCCUGCAGAGCGCAGCAGACAGGCGGAGGAGGAUCCCGUCUCCCUGCUUCCUCCUGACCUGGUAGCCAGGAGUUCCAGAAUCUUCUCCAUCAUCCUGAGGUACGCCGUGGACCUGCUGACCUGGGACCAGGAGGACCAGCUUCCUGCAGGCCUGGAGCCCCCGGAGCAUGGAGACACCUACUACUGCAUGCUGUUCAACGAUGAGGUCCACACGUAUGAGCAGGUGAUCUACACACUGCAGAAAGCAGUCAGCUGCAGCCAGAAGGAGGCGGUCAGCUUCGCCACCACCGUGGACAGAGAUGGCAGGAAGUCGGUCCGGUUCGGAGACCGUCAGUUCUGUGAACAGGCCAAGUCCAUCAUUGUUAGGUAUACCAGCCGGCAGUCCAAACCUCUACGGGUCCAGGUGAUGCACUCGUCUGUGGUGGCCCAUCAGUGUUUUUCUCUAAAGGCUCUCAGCUGGUUGGGACAGAUCAUCCAAUACUCGGAUGGUCUGAAGAGGAUUCUGUGCCAAGUGGCCCUAAAGAAAGGGCCAGAAGGAGAGAACUCUUCGCUUGUUGAUCGCCUGAUGCUUAACGACUCCAAGAUGUGGAAAGGAGCUCGGAACAUCUACCACCAGCUGCUAAUGAACAGUCUCCUUAUGGACCUCAAGUUCAAGAAGAUCUUUGCCAUCCAGUUCGCCAAGAACUAUGAACGCUUGCAGAGCGACUACAUCAGAGACGACCACGACCGUGAGUUCUCCAUCACUGACCUGUCGGUGCAGAUGUUCACCGUGCCCUCGCUGGCCCGGAUGCUGAUGGUGGAGGAGAACCUGAUGAUGACCAUCAUCAGAACCUUUGUGGACCAGCUACGUCACAGAGACCCUCAGGGACGCUUCCAGUUCGACCGCUACACUGCCCAGCAGGCCUUCAAGUUCGGCCGGGUCCAGAGCCUCAUUGGAGACCUCAAGUACGUCCUGAUCAGUCCGCCCCCUGAGUGGAGCGACCAGCUCAGGCUGAAGUUCCUGGACGGCUUUGAAGCCUUUCUGGACCUGCUGAGGUGCAUGCAGGGCAUGGACCCGGUGGUGAGACAGGUGGGCCAGCACAUCGAGAUGGAGCCUGAGUGGGAGGCGGCGUUCACCCUGCAGAUGAAGCUGACCAACAUCAUCUCCAUGAUCCAAGAGUGGUGCUCCACUGACGAGCAUGUUCUGAUCGGGGCCUAUAAGAAGUGUUUGAGCACGCUCAAUCAGUGCCACGGCGGCCUGUCUGAUGGCGAGCAGCCAAUCAGCUUGAGCCUAGCGGGUCACAGCCUGGACACCUUCAGGUACCAGGUGUCCCAGGAUAAGGUGUCCAUCCACCUGCCUGUGUGCAGAAUGCUGGCAGGGCUCCACGUUCUUCUCAGCAGGACAGAGGUGGCGUCUCGGUUCCCCGAGCAGCUGCCACUGGGUGAGCUCAGCCCCCACCUCCUCAUAGAGCUGCCUCUGCGCUGCCUGGUGCUCUGCGCACAGGUGCAUGCUGGGAUGUGGAGGAGGAACGGCUUCUCCCUGAUCAACCAGAUCUACUACUACCACAACGUGAAGUGCAGAGUGGAGAUGUUCGACAAGGACAUCAUGAUGCUGCAGGUGGGGGCCUCCAUGAUGGAUCCCAACCACUUCCUGAUGGUCGUUCUGAGCCGCUUUGAACUCUUCCACAUCUUCAGCUCUGUUGACAUCAGGAAGAGAUACAGAGAGGCCAAUAAGGACCUGGCUCAGCAGAACGCCUUGAUCGAGGAGAUGCUGCACCUCAUCAUCAUGGUUGUGGGUGAGCGUUAUGUUCCGGGCGUGGGCCAGGUGGACCCUCUGGAGGAGGUCAGGAGAGAAAUCGUCCACCAGCUCUCCAUCAGACCCAUGGCUCACAGCGAGCUGGUCAAAGCUCUGCCUGAGAAUGGCAAUAGGGAGACGGGUCUGGAGAGAGUCAUCGACAGCGUUGCCUCCUUCAGGAAACCCGGUGUGACGGGGAAGGGUCUGUACGAGCUGCGUCCUGAGUGGAACAAACACUUCAACAUGUACUUCCAUCACUACAGUAGAGCGGAUCAGUCAAAGGCUGAGGAGGCUCAGAGGAAGCUGAGGAGACAGAACGGCGAGGACACAGCCCUGCCACCUCCCCUCCCCCCCCCUCUCUGCCCGCUCUUCGGCAGCCUGGUGAACCUGCUGCAGUGUGACGUGCUGCUGGCUGUAGAGGGCGCCGUCCUGCAGUGGGCCGUGGAGCCGAGUGGAGGAGGCUGGACGGAGUCCAUGCUGCAGAGGGUGCUGCACCUGGUGGGCAUGGCUCUGCUGGAGGAGCAGCAGCAGCUGGAGAGCAGCAGCGGAGAUGAAGACGUCACUUUCACAUACAGCAACAAGAUCACACGUCCAGGUGAAGCUCCCAGCACCUCAGGAAGUGUCCUGGCUCUGCUGGAAAGUCUGCAGAACGCUCCUCACCUUGAGGUCCACAAAGACAUGAUCACAUGGAUCCUGAAGAUGGUUGAAAACAUCAAAACGAUCCGAGAACGGACCUCGUCCAGCUCCAGCAUCACCAUCAACCAGGGGAGAGGCCUGGAGGAGACCGUCAGAGACAAAGACAAGGCGGAGAGGAAGAGGAAGGCUGAGAUGGCUCGCCUCCGCCGGGAGAAGAUCAUGGCCCAGAUGUCUGAGAUGCAGAGACACUUCAUCAACGAGAACAAAGAGCUUUUCCAGCAGAGCAUGGAGGAGCUGGAGGCGUCCACAUCUGCUGCAGAGCACAGUCCUCCCAGUUUAGACCUGACCAGUGCCUCUCAGAUCUGCGUGGGGCCCAGGAGGAUGGGCUGGGCUGAGCGGCGCCAGUCGGUGACCUGCAUCCUGUGUCAGGAGGAGCAGGAGGUCAGGAGUCACGGCCGAGCCAUGGUGCUGGCAGCGUUCGUCCAGAGAUCCACCGUUCUGUCCCAGAACCGCGGCUGCAGCCUUCCGGAUCCAGAACAUCACGACCCAUUGUUCAUGCACCCUGAGCUCCGGGUGGGGAUCCACACGGCCAGCUGUGGACACAUCAUGCACGCCACCUGCUGGCAGAGGUACUUCGAGGCGGUCCAGCAGAAGGAGCAGAGACGGCAGCAGCGUCUGAGAGGACACACCAGCUACGACGUGGAGAACGGAGAGUUCCUGUGCCCGCUGUGCGAGUGUCUGAGCAACACUGUCAUCCCGCUGCUGCCGCACGCCGCCUCACCUGAUACCAGUGUGGAGCAUCCCUGUCUGGAGGCGUGGCUAAAGAGGACCAGUCAGCAGAUGGCAGCGUUAUGCUCCACCCACAGGAAGCAGUCACCUGGUGCAGCAGAGGAGGCGGCUCCUGAUGGUUUCAGAGUCGACUUUAUUCCACCAAACCCGUACUCCAGCGGCAUCAGCACCAUGAUCAACACCUUCAGCAUGUCGGCUUACAAGGUGGGCCUCAGAGUGAACCCCAACGAGCAGGACCCCCGGGUGGCAGUGCUGAGCUGGGCCACCUGCGCCUUCACCGUCCAGAGCAUAGAGCGCCUCUUGGAGGAAGAGAAGAAGCCGCUGUUUGGAAGCCUACCCUGCCGCCAGGAAGACUGCUUGAGCUCUCUGACCCGGUUCAGCUCAGCCUGCUGGACCUCAGCUCCUCUCAGAACCGUCCACGGUCAUUUCAUCAGGCUCAUGUCAGUUCUGGUUCCGGACCGCCAGGCGGACGACGGUCCCUGUAUCCUGGACAUCGACAUGUUCCACCUGCUGGUGUACAGCGUUCUGUCCUACAGUUCGGUCCAGAGUCUGGACCAAUCAGGACGCAGCUUUGAGGAUUCUGCUCAUCUCCACCUGCUGCACCUGACAACAGUGGCUCAGCUGGUCCAGAUCCUGCUCACCAUCCGGCCAGAGGAGCAGUGUAUGGAGCACAGUGAGCAGUCAGAGGAGGAGCAGCUCUCUUCUCAGCUCUACAUGUUCCUCCAGCAGCUUGUGGGCAGGGCGCUUCCUGAAGUGUCCUCUGGGUGGCAGCUGUGGACCAGCGUUAGAGCUGGCAUCCUGCCGUUCCUCCGGACCGCAGCGCUGUUCUUCCACUACCUGAACUCUGCCGCACCACCUACUGACCUCCUCGGAACAGGACCGGGUCAGUGGGAGGCUCUGUGUAGCUACCUCAGCCUGCCCUCCAACCUGCUGCUGCUCUACGAGAACCACCGUGCCCUACUGGAGCCACUCGUCAGCAGGUGGUGCCGCCAUCCAACUGUGGGACAGAUGCUUCAGGGGGGCGGAGCCUUGGUCAGGUACCCAAGAGAGUCCAACAGAUUGAUCAGCCUCCCAGAGGAUUACAGCAUCUUGAUCAACCAGGCCUCCAGCUUCACGUGUCCGCGCUCCGGCGGGGAUAAGUCCCGCGCUCCCACUCUGUGCCUGGUCUGCGGCUGCAUGCUGUGCUCUCAGAGCUACUGCUGCCAGACGGAGGUGGAUGGGGAGGACGUGGGGGCCUGCACCGCCCACACCUUCAGCUGCGGCGCGGGCGUCGGCCUCUUCCUCAGGGUCAGGGACAGUCAGGUGUUGUUCGUCGCAGGUAAAUCUAAGGGCUGCUUCUAUCCCCCUCCCUACCUGGACGACUACGGAGAAACCGAUCAAGGCCUCAAGCGAGGGAACCCUCUCCACCUCUGCACCGAGCGCUACAGGAAGAUUGAGCGUCUGUGGCGGCAGCACGGCAUCCCUGAGGUCAUCGGCCAUGCCCAGGAGGCCAAUCAGACGCUGGUGGCCAUCGACUGGCAGCACCUGUGAUCGCCCAACCUCAUUGGCUCUCAGCCUUGGCCCCGCCCACUAAUGAGCCUCUUCUUUGAACCAAUCAGUUUGCUGCAGCUGAGGUCAGCAGCCUUCAGGGAUCUUUUUUAGGGUGUUUCAAUCGUGACCUUUGACCUCUGACUGACCCCUUUUCAGUCGUCCAAUCAGAGGCAGCACAACUGACAUCAGUUUUUCAACCAGGGUCCCAUGGCCCCGUGACAUUUUCAUGAACUGGGUCACCAUGGCAACCAGGUGAGGGAGAGUCAUCCAAUGGCUGCUGGCCUCGUGGAAAAGAUCUGAACCGGAUCAACGGCCGGCAGAACCGGAUCGACCCCACUGCUGAUUGGUCAGCUGAUCCUCCAGGACGUCUGAGUUCUGACAGCUGGUUGGUUGAUUGGCUCAGCCAUCCUGUGUUGAUUAGGAAGUGGCUUUUAGUUUAGUUCUGCUUUUUGGUUUUAUUUAACGAACUGACUGUGAUGACAUCACUUCCUGUUUGAGUUUUUAGGAGUGGAACCCCGGGUCCAGUGUUGGCUCGGCUGCUCGCUCUGUCACUUUACCGUCACUUCCUGUGCAAAUGAGUUGGUCUUAUAGCAGAAAAAAAUAAAUAAAAAUGAAUUUAAAGAA